AGCAGAGGAAGCACACAUCUCCCUGAGGAUAAAGUGGCUAUCACCCGGUACAUCCUGGGAUGUGCGUAGAAUUGGUUUCCGUGAGGAUCCUUUGAACCAGCUCAACGGUAUGGGGUACCACCUAGUCAUGGAGCCUCUGGGUGUGAAUUCUGGAACAAUGUGGACCUUGGCACUGUGGGUAUUCCCUCUACUCUGCAAAUCGAGCCUGGCAGUUCUGCCAACUAAGCCAGAGAACAUUUCCUGCAUCUAUUACUUUGAUGAAAAUCUGACUUGCACUUGGAGACCAGAGAAGGAAACCAAUGAUACCAGAUACAUUGUGAGGAUGACUUACUCUGAUGGGAAAGGAAGUUGCACUGGUAAUACUACAGAGGCUUGGUAUUCUUUUACCAGUUUCUGUGCAAUACCCCCAGACAACUGCAGUGUUGAAGUAGAAGCUCAGAACAGAGAUGGUCAAGUUAAAUCUGACAUCACAUAUUGGGAUUUAACCUCCAUAGUGAAAACCAAACCACCUAUAAUUUUAAGUGUGAAUCCAAUUUUGAAUAAAAUGUUCCAGAUACAAUGGAAACCCUAUGAAAAGAUUUAUGUGUUUCCUUUAACGUGCAUGCUUCGGUUCAGGACUGUCAACAGUAGCCACUGGACAAAAGUCAGUUUCGAGAAUUGUGGACGGGUCUACAACCUCACGGGGCUUCAGGCUUUCACAGAAUAUGUCCUGGCUCUAAGAUUCAGGUUCAAGGACUCAAAAUACUGGAGCAAGUGGAGCAAAGAAGAAACCAGAAUGACUAUGGAGGAAGUUCCACAUGUCCUGGACCUGUGGAGAAUUCUGGAACCAGCAGAUGUGAAUGGAGACAGGAAAGUGCUAUUGCUAUGGAAGAAGGCAAGGGGAGCCCCAGUCUUGGAGAAAACAUUUGGCUACAACAUACAGUACUUUGCAGAAAACAGCACCAACCUCACAGAGAUAAACAACAUCACUACCCAGCAGUAUGAACUGCUUCUGAUGAACCAGACACACCGCGUGUCCGUGACUUCAUUUAAUUCUCUCGGCAAGUCCCAAGAGGCGGUCCUGAGGAUCCCAGAUGUCCAGGAGGAGACCUUCCAGUGCAUCAAGGCCAUGCAGGCCCGCAUAGCUGAGCCCCUGCUGGUGGUGAGCUGGCAGAGCUCCAUCCCCGAGGUGGACACUUGGAUCGUGGAGUGGCUCCCAGAAACUGCAGAGUCCAAGUUCCCCGCUCUUUCCUGGGAAUCUGUGUCUCAGGUCACCAACUGGACCAUCGAGCAAGAUAAAUUAAAACCUUUCACUUGCUAUAAUAUAUCAGUGUAUCCAGUGUUGGGACACCAAGUCGGAGAGCCAUACUCAAUCCAAGCUUAUGCCAAAGAAAAAGCUCCAGGAGAAGGUCCUGAGGCCGGGGUGGAGAACAUUGGUCUGAAGACAGCCACUAUCACAUGGAAGGAGAUUCCCAAGAGUAAAAGAAAUGGAUUUAUCAGCAAUUACACGGUAUUUUACCAAGCUGAAGGUGGAAAAGAACUCUCCAAGACUGUUAACUCCCAUGCCCUUCAGUAUGACCUGGAGUCUCUGACACGAAGGACCACUUACACUGUUUGGGUCAUGGCCAGCACCAGAGUCGGAAGUACCAACGGCAAGAAAAUAAACUUCAAGACAAAGUCAAUCAGUGUCUUUGAAAUUGUCCUUCUAACAUCUCUGGUUGGAGCAGGCCUUCUUCUACUUAGCAUCAAAACAGUGACUUUUGGACUCAGAAAGCCAAACCGGUUGACUUGUCUGUGUUGUCCUGACAUCCCCAACCCUGCUGAAAGUAGUUUAGCCACAUGGAUUGGAGAUGAUUUCAAGAAGUCAAAGAUGAAGGAGCCUGAAAACUCUGGGAACACAGAAGACAGGGUCCUAAAGCCAUAUCCUGUCCCUGCCGACCUCAUUGACAAGCUGGUGGUGAACUUUGAGAAUUUUCUGGAAGUGGUUUCGACAGAGGAAGCCGGAAAGGGUCUGGAGAGCAUUUGCGGAGGAGAAGCGAAUGAGUACGUGACCUCCCCGUCUAGGCCUGACUGUCCCGCAGGGCAGUGCUUUAAGGAGCCCUCGGUGUUAGCUGAGGUCGUUUCUCAAGACCCCCAUAGCCAGUAUUCGGGAACAGCAGAGGAGGCAUACAUGGAAUUUGACAAGCAACCUUCAUCUUCCUGUCAGAGUCCAGGGCUAGAGCCUCCCUGUGAAGAACAUGCUCAGAAUCCAUAUUUGAGAAAUUCAGUGACAACCAGGGAGUUUCUUGUGCAUGGAUAUGUUCCAGAGCGCAGCAAGGGAGACUUCUAAGUGCUGCCAUGGCAUGAACCCCUCAGAGACUGAGUGAAUCUCUUCCUCAGCACAGACACUGAGACCUCCAGAAACCCCCUUUGACCCCCUGCCUGUUCAGUUUGCCACUGAGCUGCCCAGAAAUUGGUGACACAGGUGUCGACCUAUGCCAGGAAGAACGGAGUGUGUCACAGGGAAAAGGGAGUUUCUCUUUUCUGUACGCUCUCACGGAGGCCCCCGGAAAUGAUGGCCUCGAGAGAAGGGAGGGAAAGGGUCCUCCGGAGCUUGAAGGACCACCCCCAUCCCCAGGUGGACAUGUCUGAUCUUAUCCCCAGGAGCCAAGUUGUCCUGCCCAUUGCUGAAGCUCCCCUCAGAGUCCUGGACAGCUGUUUCAUUGUCACUUGACUCUGGUGGGAACCUGAUCUCUCCUCUUCCUCUCCUGGUCUCUGAACGCUUUCUCGCCUUUGUGGUGAGGCCCAGGGUAGAAUGGAUUCCUAACAGUGUUCUAUCCAGGCACCUCAGACUUCGCUCCGUCUCAGGGUCUUCAACGCUGCCCCUUCUGGGACUCUUCAUCACCAACUUGCACUUAUUUUUUGCAACCUUGGGGAUUGAUCCCAGGGACUUGUUUAUGCUAGGCAAGUGUUCUACCCAGCCCACUCACCCCAAGUUUAUGACGCAUUGACUGCUGCUAAAUCAAGAAAUCCCAGAAAUGUCCAGUAAGACACUGGCAGGGACUGUGUGCUAAGCAGCAGGUCAGCCUGCUUGGUGGGCCACUCCUCUGUCUUGUGCUGUACCUGGAAGGAGACGCCAAACAAGGUGCUCGGUGGCUUUUGUUCACAGAUACUGACCCUCACAAUGGCUUGGAGCCCAGGAGUGCUUACCCAGCAGACCCUCUUCCCCACCACCCCGAGCAAGGCCUGGUAAGAUAUAGCACUUAGCAACUUUAUUGCUGCCCUAGGAGGACCUCUGCCCUUUUGCUAUAGGCAAGCAUUGAGCUUGUGACAAAGAAGGAACCUUGGGCAGAAGUGCCAAUCACGGGAUUUAUUUGCUUAGGCCUGGGGAACUGAGUCCCUGCACACAGUGGGCCACCCUCUGGUCCCUUUGUCUUGCUCUCUCAAGCCUGGGAAGUGACUUUAAAAAACAAAACAAAACCAAAACAAAACACCAGGCUGUUUGACCCCAGGGCUGCCCCCCAACUGGCUCCCUUCCCACUGCUCCUCUGAGCUCUCUCUGGAAUUUCUGACUGGGGAGGCUCUGGCCUUGCCUUCUGUCUUAGCCUGGGGAGAAACAACCAAGCCCCCCCCCCCACACACACACACCUCCAACCGGGGGACCUUCAUAUCCCAGGAUGGUUAGAACAGCUGGCAGAGCCUCAAAAGACCUGACGAGGCUUUGGAAUGUAGGGUCCUUUAACAGUGGGGUGGGGGUGGGGGAGGAGAACAGAGACACCCCACACACACAUACACACACAUACACACACAUACACACACACCCGCCCCACCCCACCCCACACCCACGCACACAGGGCUCCCAGAGCUGAAGAUGCUGCCCUCUGCCUAACCUGUUUGACUACCGAUGCCAGAAACAUUUUCGGUUGCCCUUUGCACCUGCUCCCCGGCCCACUCCUGUUUCAUUUUAGCCUCCCGACUUCCCUUCUCCUCAGACUCUCUGAAAGGCCCAUCCCUCCAGCUCUCUGCCCCUUUCACUUCUCUCUCCACUCCUCAGCCUUCUUGUGCCACGCCCCAUACUUUCCUUUGCUGCUUCUGAUGGGUAGGAUGACGGAGGCCCUGAGCUGUCCCAGACAGGCUUUGCGGUGGUCCCAGCAGAGCCAGCUCUAAGGACACCCGGACUCACAGGAUGCAGGCUCAGAGCCAUGAUGGCUUCCCUCCUGGAUCACAUCACCACAUGUUCACACUCUGCCUCAGGGGCUGCCUCUGUGGGAAAAGAAGGCCAUCGGUGUUUUCUCUCUUUAUUGUCAAAGAAAAGGGCCGUUGGGAGGACAAGGAAGUCAUUCAGUGGCAAAGUCAGUAAGAAAUUAGGAAAUUCAUGUUAAAAAGCUUUCUGGGGCCUUAGGAACCAAGCAAACAUCUAGAUUAAUGCCAUCAAUGGUCUUUUUUUUUUUUUUUUUUUUAUUUGUUUUUUUCCAGACAGGUUUCUCUGUAUAGCCUUGGGUGUCCUGGAACUCACUCUGUAGACCAGGCUAGCCUUGAACUCAGAAAUCCGCCUGCCUCUGCCUCCCAGAGUGCUAGGAUUACAGGCAUGCGCCACCAUCGCCCGGCUUCUUUUAUUUUCAAUAACAGCAAAAAAUAGAGGCUGGGAAGAUGACUCAGAGGUUUAGAGGAUUGGCUGUUCUUCCAGAGGUCUUGAGUUCAAUUCAUAGCAACUCCAUGGUGACUCAUAACUGUCUGUAAUGGGAUCUGGCAUCCCAUUCUAUGUGUGCAGGCUUGCAUUCAGGCCAAGCACCCAUACACAUAAAAUAAAUAAAUCUAACACGAGAAAACAACAUUGAAGGAUGGCAGACAACCCAAUCUGUUCUUAACAGGAAAACAGAGACCAAAAAGCAGUGUUUUCCUUCUGCCAUCCCAAUAGGCAGUGCCAAGAGGAACCGUGGGAUACUGGACCCCAUGGGGGUCCGGUGGGGCUGAAGAUGGGGGAGCAGCAAGAAAGGAAUUGCAGUGAGGAUCCCUCUUGUGCUUGCAGCCAAGCCUGAGCACCAUCUCCAACCCAUCUCCUAAUCAAGCUCUUAGGUAUAGCAGACAGCUAGGUACCCUGUAGCCCAGAGGCCUCAGACAGCACCACCCCUCAGACCAGUCUAGGGGCUGUUUGUAUAGAUCUAUGAGCAAAUAAUGCUACUGGCAUUUUUAAAUGGUUAAAAACAAAAUUCUAAGGACGCAUAAUAUUGUGUGAUAUGGAAAGUGUGUAAAAUGUCAAUGCUUGCGAAUAAAGUUUACUGCCAGGGUCGGGGUUCACCAUGCCUUGCUUACAUGUUAUCUGUGGCCGAUUCACCACUGCAUGUCCAAAAACAACUUCAGUAACUGUGGCAGAGACUUAGGCCUGGAGAUCUGGCCCUUGGCAGAAGGUUUGUGGACAUCUGUCCCUGUGCGAGCCUCAGACAGCAUUGUCUUAACUCUGAGUCUGCUUCUAAAUUAAUAAAAAUAAAUCAAGAACCAAGAAACGGAGAGGUGGCUUAGCAGGUAACCUCAAGGCUGGAGGCUGGAGGAUUGCUGAGCUUGCUAGCUUCCUGCUUGACUCCACAUUCAGUGAGGAACCUUGUCUCAAGGGAAUAACAUAAAGGAUGACACAAAGCCUCACCCUGACACACACGCGCAAGAACACGCACACGUGCGCACACACACACUUUCUGGGUUUCUAGCGGAGUGCCCGCCUCCCCAGCACCUAUCCCUUCCUGUCCCUUGCCCAACCCUGUGGCGAGUUGGUGGCUGUUUGUCACCUGUACUGGUUGUUCUCAGCCAGGGUUGAUUAUCCGUCCCACGUCCAACGUGAGACAGAUGAGCAAGGCCUUUGAUGCUUGGACGGCCAGGGCUGGGAAGGGUGCUAUUGGUAUCGAGAGGGCAGCCGCCAGCCAUGCUGAACCCUGCCUGCUAUGCACAGCCAGCCUCCCAGCUAAGCGUCACAGGUCUCCACGUGCUUGCACGCUGUGGUCUGUAAGACGCUGCUUUAGUUAACAGGGUUGUGCCGAACAUCUUUUUGGUAUAGAGAAUGACUACGAUAGACAUCUUUGUUCAAAAUAGUUGUCUUACUUUUGUCCUAUCUACUUAGGGAUGCUUACAAAACUAAAUUUGCUGCAGGUUUUGUGAUCACAUCUUGCCUGAUACAACCUCAAAGGCUACAGUGGCUUUUGGUGUUGGCAGAGAUGGCUGAGGGAUAGUUUGCCUUCUCCACUCUUCCCCGCUGUGAGCUUGAUUCUGUUCCUCUUAAUUCUUUGAUGUCAAUGCUAAUUUUCCUUCCUUUUUAUAAAAAGAUUUAUUUAUUUUAUGUAUAUGAGUGCACUGUAGCUGUACAGGUAGUUGUGAGCCAUCAUGUGGGUGCUGGAAUUUGAACCCGGAACCUUUGGAAGAGCAGUCAGUGCUCUUCACCGCUGAGUCAUCUCUCCAGCCCUGAAUGUUAACUUUCAUAGUGCCAUAGUCAGGCAUGCAAAAGUGAUGGUGUCUUGCACCUCUUAGUGUGAAGCUCUGAGGGAAUGGAGCCUAGCACAGGGUGUGAGGGGUCCUCAAUCCCGCUGUCAGUGGGGAGUUUGGGCAGAAGCACAGACAGCACCAGUCCGUGUUGGAAGAGAGCUCAGAGGCCACAACUGCCCCUCUGUAUUGAGUUCUGUGUGCACAGUCCUGGCCAAGGCGCCUGCCCCGAGCUGCUGAGAAGGCUGUGGAGGAAGAACUCAGGACAAAGCAGUGUGAGCAGGGCCCCCCCGCGGUCCUUCAGAGGAGGUUGGAUGCACACGUUACCAAUUUUAGACAUGGGAGCGGAUGGGGUGAGAUGGGAGAGAACUGGAAAUGAGAAGAAAAAUCUGCGAGCCAGAACGGGCACAGAGUUCCAAAUGACUGCAGCAACAAAAGAACAGCAGUGUCCCCUGAGGCUGGGCAUGUUCACUUCUCCACAGAUUUAUUAUGUGUCUGGGUGAUAAUAUAUGACACAUAUGGGACCUGUGUGGUGCGAGGUAGGGAUGAAAAAUGUCACUAUUGCGAUGGGAGGAGCUUCCCAGGUUUUUGUCAACAAAUUUGUAUUUUGACCAUCCAUAGAAAGCCAUAAAACCACCUUUAUAGGGGGCUGGAGAGAUGACUCCAUGGUUAAGAGCACUGACUGCUUAUUCUUUCUGAGGUCCUGAGUUCAAAGCCUGGCACCCACAUGAUGGUUCACAACCAUCUGUCAUGGGAUCCAACAACUUCUUCUAGUGUCUGAAGAUAGCUACACCAUACUCACAUAUCACAAAUAAAUAAAUCUUUUUUUAAAAAAACUAAAAGAACCCAUCUUUAUAAUAUUCUGUACUUCUCCGGUUUCGCCUGCUUCAUCUGCAACAUAAUAACUUUAUUGAUUAUUUGGGAAUCUCACAUCAUGCACCCCAUCACGCUCACUUCCCAGUACUUCCGUCUCUGCCUCCCCAC
Apodemus sylvaticus (European woodmouse) is the source of this 7407-nucleotide messenger RNA. RefSeq names its product interleukin 31 receptor A (gene Il31ra). Gene Ontology annotation, biological process: cytokine-mediated signaling pathway. Gene Ontology annotation, molecular function: cytokine receptor activity; cytokine binding. Gene Ontology annotation, cellular component: external side of plasma membrane; signaling receptor complex. Lineage: Eukaryota; Metazoa; Chordata; Mammalia; Rodentia; Muridae. The record is from RefSeq and is a predicted model, not a curated record. Bases 110 to 2308 code for a protein of 732 amino acids. The transcript is spliced from 15 exons.